GAGAGAGAGAGAGAUAGAGAGAGAGAGAGCCCCAGGACCAGGUUGUUCGUGUUUGUUUGUCUGAAGUGGUAGUCGGAAGUGGAAGUGUCUAAGUGGAAGUGUAUAUAUUUUGAGGGGGUUCUUACUUCGCUGUAAUCUACGUUUUUACCAGCAUGUUCGUGGAGAAGAAUACCCUUAGCUGUGUUACAGUUCUUGGUUUGUUGUCGUUGCUGCUCCUUUACUUCAGGGAUAGGAUACUAGUACCGGAUCUGGCGGGGUGGCAACAAUCAGAAAAUUUCCUCAACAUAAAAAUUCACAACAAACAAGUAACGGUUGAGAAAGUAGAGAAAGAGCAGGCUAAUUUAGGGUUCUUCUAUUCUACCACCCCGAGCUCAGCUGUACCUUCUACUACUCCUAAUUCAGCACAUGCGGGGAUUGAAACAGAUAAUGAUGCCUGGAACAGCGCAGUUGAAGCAAGAAAUCAGAGUUAUAAAGGUCCGCUCUCUUUAGAAAUGGAGGUUAUCAUAGAGUCGGCUAAAGGUAUCCAUGUAAAACUUGACGAUAGACUAAAGAGGGUGAUAUCUUCCAUUGAUCAGAGAAUUGGUGUAGCGCCCAGUCAGGCAAGUCUACAAGAGCACAUUUCACAACAGUGUAAAACAUUAGGACUUGACGACACAGAGACAGAGGUUAAACCUAGGCUAGCUUACUAUAACACACAACACAAGCUCAUCUACGUGGCUAACCCUAAAUGUGGCAGCACCUCCUUUAAGAAGUUCAUGCUGAAACUAGGAGGAGAUAAUAGAGAUUACUCCGAGAUGGCGGACGUGCACAACGAGGAGAAGCAUCCAAUUUUAAAAAACCUGUGGGAAGAACCGCUGGAGUUCCAAGAGGAAGCUCUGAGAACCUACUACAAAGUAACAUUCGUCAGAAACCCUUUAGUUCGUCUUGUGAGCGGGUACAGGAACAAAAUAGUCCGGAUUCCUCAGGGGGCUUACGCGGCCCAUAUACAGGAGAUUAUUGCUCACAACUACGGAGCGGAUAAGGCCCUGAGCUGGUUUGCAAGGAAACCUUAUCGUCCCUCAUUCGAACAGUUUGUAGAGUACCUUAUCUACACGGGAAACGCUAGAGAGAACUACCAUUGGGCUCCGUAUGCAGACUAUAUAGGGCUAUGUGGCUCAACAGUUAAGUACGAUCUUAUCGCACAGCUCGAAACAGCUCAUCAACAUAUAGAGGAGAUGAAGGAGAUGGUACCGAGUUUAAAGGAUAUUCCCUUUCCGCCGAGUAGAACUGAGAAAGCAGUGGAUGAGUACAGCUCUGAGGAAGUGACAGCCCUGGCUUUCUCAAACCUGACAGAAACACUGAAAACAGGCGUUUAUAAGCUCUACGAGAAAGAAAUUAAAUUGUUGGGCUAUUCACUGAUGGACGAUCAAAACUUUCCCUUUCUCACAUCAGCAACUGUUCAUUUAGAGGAUGUAUAAUUAGUAUAAUUUAUUAAAGCAUUCAAUUUUAUUUUUUAAAUGUACCAUUAAAAGUAACAUGAUCAUUGUUGUGAAGGUAUUUUAGAAGGAUUUUAAUGUAAUUAAUAAUUUAUUCGAGCGUGCUAAAUCAAGCUCUAUAACAGUCGAUCUUCGAGAUUGUUCUAAAAGGGCCCCCGACAAUUAAAACCACCUCGAAUUGAUGUAUUUCGGACGCUGAUUCCGAAUCACCCCCAAUCCCCAUGACAUAGGGUUAAAAUGCUCCCCAUGCGAGAUCUUGGCGAAAAACUGUAUCGAUCACGUGAUAUGACCGUAUAAGGAAGUUAGUCUAAUUUCUCGUUAGGGUAAAAGACUAGCAAGCUAGGUAAAUGUCAAAGACGUACUGUGAUGAACACUGUAUCUUAAACUUAUUAUUUAAAUGCUGCAUUGGGAUACUUGUUCAUUGACGAUUUUUAGUUGUCUAAGAUUUUGAAAUCGAAUGAAAAAUAGAAAGGGCGAAUGUAUCAUGCAAAAUAGUUUUAAAAUCUAACACUUAUUUUAUAGGAUUUUUAUUCAUAACACAAUGAUAUAGUCACUGAAACAUUUGAACAUGCAGUUUAACAAGUUAUGAUCUUUGUAGCUCAAACAUCAAAGGAUACAUCCAAAAAUUUGCAUAUUGUAGCCAAUAAUACACUUAAAUAUACUGUACUAAAGUAAGUUAGAUAUUGUAAGUAAGUUAUACCAA
This is a messenger RNA of Bolinopsis microptera, 2178 nucleotides long. RefSeq names its product carbohydrate sulfotransferase 11-like. The record is from RefSeq and is a predicted model, not a curated record. Gene Ontology annotation, molecular function: sulfotransferase activity. The transcript has 9 exons. Gene Ontology annotation, cellular component: membrane. NCBI's taxonomy places the organism in Eukaryota, Metazoa, Ctenophora, Tentaculata, Lobata, Bolinopsidae. The coding region runs from base 153 to 1457 and encodes 434 amino acids. Gene Ontology annotation, biological process: carbohydrate biosynthetic process.